Messenger RNA from Nanorana parkeri, 1098 nucleotides. RefSeq names its product CD74 molecule (gene CD74). The record is from RefSeq and is a predicted model, not a curated record. Gene Ontology annotation, molecular function: MHC class II protein binding; macrophage migration inhibitory factor binding. Lineage: Eukaryota; Metazoa; Chordata; Amphibia; Anura; Dicroglossidae. The coding region runs from base 132 to 1079 and encodes 315 amino acids. Gene Ontology annotation, cellular component: membrane. The transcript is spliced from 8 exons. Gene Ontology annotation, biological process: protein trimerization; antigen processing and presentation; intracellular protein transport.
GUGGUUUCUUUAGUCUAUAUUGCAGCUGCAAGCCAGCCCAGUGCAGCAUUUGGCUUUGGUCUUAGAGAAGCAACAGCAGCAAAGAUCCAGAGAGCGGUCACCGUCCCAGGUGUGCAGACUACAACUCAGCGAUGGCAGACGAGACCCAGAACCUGGUCCAGAAUGGGAUUCCGGAAGAGAGCGUGGUGGAAACUGGGGAGAGACAAUCACGUACUGUGACCUGUACCAAAAAGACAGUAAUGCCCAUACUGUCCAUCUUCGUAGCUCUGCUUAUCGCAGGUCAAGCCGUAUCCGUCUACUUUAUCUCUCAGCAGCAGUCCACCAUUAGCCAUCUGCAAGAGACCACAACUGCAUUAAAGUUGAAGGACAUGAUGAAGAAUCUUCCAGGUUCACCUCAAUCCCAAAAUCGCCCAAAACUGAGGAUGGCAUCAUUUAAUAUUCCUCUGGCAUUCAAGGAUACAGACGGCUCUUCACCAAACCUGGAAGAAAUUGCAGAAGGGAGCAACAAGAUUGAAGAUGCAGUUAAAUACAUGCUCCUGAGAACCAAUCCCCUGAGAACUUACCCAUCACUGAAUGGCACCGUCCUGGACAAUCUGAGGAAGCUGAAAAAGAACCUGAGUGACCAGGAGUGGAUGGUUUUUGAUGCAUGGAUGCAGCAGUGGUACCUGUUCUAUCUGGUGCAGAACACUGACACACCCAAGACUGCUCCGGCCCCAACAGGCACUAGAAAUUUACUGACAACGCAGAAAAAGGAUCAACGCCCAGCAGGGCGCAGCCCAAGCGGAAACCUGGUUUAUGCUUCUAUCACUUACUCCACUGACACAGAGCCCAGUAUUAUUGGUGAAAGCCCAAGUGGUGCCUCUGUGUUAUCCGAAUGCAUGGCAAAGGCCAGUGUCCAUGCCUUGCCCGGUGCUUACUUACCCCAGUGUGAUGAGAAUGGUGGCUUCAAGGCUACGCAGUGCUGGAGAAGCACCGGAUAUUGCUGGUGUGUCUACAAGAAUGGAACCGAGAUUCCAGACACCAGGUCCCGCGCUAAAAUUGACUGCGAAAGUAAGAACACCCAUGUCUUACUCAUAUAGUUGAAGGUACCAUGAGAUA